AUGCGAGGCCAGCGUGUAGAGGAGUGUGUGUGCAGGCCGUGUGGAGGCUGGAAGGUGACCGUCUGGCUGCUGGCAUCCCUGCUAGGGUCCCUGCUACUGGUGGCCGUCGGCGUGAUGCUGCAGAUCGUGCGUCUGGUGAACGGGCGUAACCUGUGUGAGGGGCGUGUGGAGGUGUGGCACAACGGGACGUGGGGUACGGUGUGUGAUGACGACUGGGACACGGUAGAUGCCAACGUGGUGUGUCGGCAGCUGGACUGUGGUCUGGCCGUGGCGGUGGGCAGCAUCUCAGAGUACGGCCAGGGUUCGGGGCCCAUCCUGCUGGACAACGUAGACUGUAAAGGAGGGGAGACAGACCUGGGACAGUGUGGCAGUCUGGGCUGGGGCAUCCAUAACUGUUACCACUACGAGGAUGUAUCGGUCACAUGCAGAGUUCCAUCAGUGGUGGUGUCACGGGGCCUUGGCGAGGCCACCACUUCAUCUAGGAGAAACUCCGGUUUAAGAGAUGGUACGAUCCGGUUAGUUGGUGGACUGGACUACUGCCAGGGACGGGUGGAGGUCUUCUACCAGGGCAGCUGGGGGACGGUGUGUGAUGACGACUGGGGCAUGAGAGACGCAGGGGUGGUGUGCCAGCAGAUAGGCUGUGGCCACGCCGUUUCCUCCACCACCAACGCCUACUUUGGUUACGGCACAGGCCUGAUUCUACUGGACAACGUCAACUGUAAUGGCUACGAGAACCAGCUGAGUAAAUGCUACAGCCUGGGAUGGGGGAUACACAACUGUGGACAUCAUGAGGAUGCUGGAGUUAUCUGUUCAGGUUCAGGCUCCACCACUGUUCCUCCCAUGAAAAGUGCCACAAUGUCCAUGCAAAGGGGAUUCUUCCAGACUGCCAGCAUUGCAGAGCGGCCCGUCAUCCGCGUGGUGAACGGUAAUAGCAGCUGCCAGGGCCGCGUAGAGGUGUUCUACAACAACCUCUGGGGCACGGUGUGUGACGACGACUGGGAGCUGCCCAACGCCCAGGUGGUGUGUAGGCAGCUUGGCUGUGGUCCCGCCAUCGCUGCCAAGAUCCUGGCCUUCUUCGGCUACGGCUCGGGUCCCAUCCUGCUGGACAACGUGGACUGUGAGGGCAGUGAAACAAAUCUGGAGAAUUGUUUCAACCUCGGCUGGGGACAGCACAACUGUGGACACCAUGAAGACGCUGGAGUCAUCUGUGCACCCUUUCAGCCUGUUCAAGCUGGAAGAGAGUUCAUCAUGACAGAAAUACCCACCACUAGACCACCAAGUGACGGAAUGGUGAGGUUGGCGGGCGGGCAGCACCACUGCGAGGGCCGGGUGGAGGUGUUCUCUGGGUCGAAAUGGGGUACAGUGUGUGACGACGCCUGGGACAUGCCAGAUGCCCAGGUGGUGUGUCGCCAGCUGGGCUGCGGUCCGGCUGCUGUGGCCCGCGGGGGGGCCUUCUUUGGCCGCGGCACCGGCACCAUCCUCCUGGACAAUCUGAAGUGCAGCGGCUCCGAGGCCUCGCUCCAGCAGUGCUCCCACAUAUCCUGGGAUGUGCACAACUGUGACCACUCUGAAGACGCCGGCGUCACGUGCUCACUGUCGUGAUUCCAGCAGCGAUUCGCCGCCAGGGAGCCACCAAAUUACUCCCACCUCCACUGCCAACUAAUAGGACGGGCGCCUUGGUGGGCAUAACCCGGGACUUGUAAACAUGAUGUAAAUAACAGCUCACCCCCAAUGCCCAACGGAAGGAAGACAACAACAACAAGAAAACAAACUAACA
This is a messenger RNA of Coregonus clupeaformis (lake whitefish), 1777 nucleotides long. It is a transcript of the gene ssc4d, whose product is annotated as scavenger receptor cysteine-rich domain-containing group B protein. The transcript has 8 exons. The coding region runs from base 1 to 1602 and encodes 533 amino acids. Gene Ontology annotation, cellular component: membrane. The record is from RefSeq and is a predicted model, not a curated record. NCBI's taxonomy places the organism in Eukaryota, Metazoa, Chordata, Actinopteri, Salmoniformes, Salmonidae.